AUGAGGCUCUUGACACCAAGCUUAGAAUAUAAAUCUGAUGAMUAUCAAUAUAUUCAGAACAGUAUUAUACCUACAAUGCAUUUUCAACAAUCUUUACCUAGACUUCCAAUUCCAGAAUUAAAAUCAACUUGUCAACGUUACCUUAAAGCACAACAACCUUUACUUUCAAAAAAUGAUUAUUUGAAAACUAAAAAAAUUGUGGAAAACUUUGAACUAAAUGAUGGAAAUUUAUUACAAGAUAUGUUAAAAAAAAAAAAUAAUUUGAACAAAACUACUAGUUAUAUUACUAAGGAUUGGUUCAAUAUGUAUUUGUCAGAUAGAACCCCUUUACCAAUUAAUUAUAAUCCAUUAUUGGUGUUUAAACAAUUAGAUAAUGCAUAUAAUAACCAAUUACUAAGAUCUACUAAUUUGUUGAUAUCAUCACUUAGAUUUUACAAAUCAUUAAAUGCAAAUAUAUUAGAGCCAGAAAUUUUUCAUAUCAAUCCAAAGAAAAGUGAUACCAUCCAAUUUAGAAAACUCAUGAAAUACCUUCCAGAAUCAAUUAGUUGGUAUGGAGCCUACAUGUAUAAUGCGUAUCCUUUAGAUAUGUCUCAGUAUAGUUCUUUAUUUAAUAACACACGAAUUCCAAUGACUGAUCAAGAUGUUUUACACAAUAAUACAUCAGGAAAACAUAUUGUAGUUAUGAGGCGGGGACAUUUUUAUAAAUUUGAUGUUCUGGAUAAUCAAGAAUUUGAUGUUGUAGAAUUCAAUUUGGAUGAAAAAAUCAAAUGCGAUAUCAUAAAAGUAAAGAACGAAUUCAAAUAUAAAUAUGAAUCUUUGGAUAUUAAUUACUUUGAAUUUUUCAACGUCGGUAGAAAAACAUGUAAAAAAUUUGGGAUAAGCGCAGAUUCUUUAAUGCAACUAUGUUUCCAGUUAGGYCAUUUUAAACUAUAUAAGAAACAUGUUGGUACUUAUGAAUCAUGCAGUACAGCAGCAUUCAAACAUGGAAGAACAGAAACUGUAAGACCGUGUACAAUGAAGACCGCUGAUUUUUGCUAUGCUGUAUCAAGUAAUAAUAAACCCUCUAACAAUGAUCUAGUGAACAUGAUAAAGCAAUGUUCAGUUGAACAUAGUAAACUUGUAAAGGAAGCUGCAAUGGGACAAGGGUUUGAUCGUCAUUUAUUCGCUCUACGAUUAUUAGCUAAAGAAAGCAAUUUAAAAAUUCCAGACUUGUUCACCGAUCCCGCUUAUGGUCUUAUUAAUCAUAAUAUUCUAUCUACUUCUAGUUUAACUUCAGAUUAUGUAUGGUUGGGAGGGUUUGGUCCUGUUAUAGUAAUAAUCUUGUCUAUUUAUUUCUUCUACGCAGAAGAAUCUGGAGAAACUGAACAUGUAGAAAUAAUGAAAGUAGAAAAUAUAAUACCAGCGCGGGCAUUAAAAAUUAAUGAACAUAGAGAAGAAUCACAUAUUGGACUACAAAAACAAGCAAAAAAAAAUGAAAGAAAUGUCGAGCAAGAAACUAGCCAUCAGAUACUUAAGAACCUAAACAACCGCAUUCAACUCUUGAAAGAAACACUGAGAUGGGACCACAUGAWUUUAGAAGAAAGGGAAGCGAUCGAGAAUCUCUCUAGUGAGUUCUCGUGUGUAUUUUUUUUGGAAGGGGAUAAAGUAAGCUGUACUAACGCAGCUGAACACGAAAUAAAGACACCCGGUACUACUGGUACUACUCAACUAAUCUAUCAACGAGGCUAUCAUACAGGCUCCCAUAUUCUCAGAAAGCAUAGAUAA
Messenger RNA from Diuraphis noxia (Russian wheat aphid), 1764 nucleotides. RefSeq names its product Carnitine palmitoyltransferase 2 (gene CPT2). Gene Ontology annotation, molecular function: carnitine O-palmitoyltransferase activity. Gene Ontology annotation, cellular component: mitochondrion. NCBI's taxonomy places the organism in Eukaryota, Metazoa, Arthropoda, Insecta, Hemiptera, Aphididae. Gene Ontology annotation, biological process: fatty acid beta-oxidation. The record is from RefSeq and is a predicted model, not a curated record.